Bombina bombina (fire-bellied toad) is the source of this 2201-nucleotide messenger RNA. Its product is annotated as gastrula zinc finger protein XlCGF26.1-like. Bases 25 to 1662 code for a protein of 545 amino acids. The transcript has a single exon. NCBI's taxonomy places the organism in Eukaryota, Metazoa, Chordata, Amphibia, Anura, Bombinatoridae. The record is from RefSeq and is a predicted model, not a curated record.
UUCUUCACUACAGGAAGCAUCAGAAUGAUACCACAGACUCCAAUAGUCUUAGACACAAAUGACUAUUCACAAACAUUGGGGAAAUCACAGCAGAUAUUUAAAGAAGAUGAUGAAUUGUCAGUAACUGGACAGCAAUCAUUAUGUACAGAGAGUAAAUUAGUCAUCAAACAAGAGGAUAAUAUUUAUGACUUAUCUAGUGAAAUGAUUAUACCUGAGGAUAAACCACAAACAUUUACUGAAGUUUCAAAAAAUGUUAAAGAAGAGAAAAGUCUACAGUCUAACCAAAUGAUUCAUACAAAGGAGAACCCUUUCAAAUGUACAGAAUGUGAAAAAAGCUUUACAUGCAGUUCACAUCUCCUAGAACACCACAAAAUUCACACAGGUAAAAAGUCAAACACAUGUACUGAGUGUGGAAAAAGUUUUACACAAAUGAUAAAACUUAUAGCUCAUGAAAGGACCCACACAGGGGAGAAACCAUUUAGCUAUACAGAGUGUGAAAAAAGUUUUACACGAAUGGAUCAUCUGAAAACUCAUAAAAAGAAUAACACAGGAGAAAAGCCUUUCACAUGUACAGAGUGUGGAAAAUGUUUUACACAAAUAAGUAAUCUGAAAAAGCAUGAAAGGAUUCACACAGGAGAAAAGCCGUUCACAUGUACAGAGUGUGGAAAAAGUUUUACACAAAUCAGUAGUCUGAAAACUCAUGAAAUGAUUCACACAGGAGAAAAGCCGUUCACAUGUACAGAGUGUGGAAAAGGUUUUACACAAAUGACCAAACUUAUAGCUCAUGAAAGGACUCACACAGGGGUGAAACCAUUUAGCUGUACAGAGUGUGGAAAAUGUUUUAUACAAAUAAGUAAUCUGAAAAAGCAUGAAAGGAUUCACACAGGAGAAAAGCCUUUCACAUGUACAGAGUGUGGGAAAAGUUUUACACAAAUAAGUAGUCUGAGAAAACAUGAAAGGAUUCACACAGGAGAAAAGUCCUCCUGUACAGAGUGUGGAAAAAGUUUUACACAAAUGAGUAGUCUGAAAACUCAUGAAAUGAUUCACACAGGAGAAAAGCCGUUCACAUGUACAGAGUGUGGAAAAGGUUUUACACAAAUGAGUCAGCUGAAAUAUCAUGAAAUUAGUCACACAGGAGAAAAGCCUUUCACGUGUACAGAGUGUGGGAAAAGUUUUACACAAAUAAAUAUUCUGAAAACUCAUGAAAAGAUUCACACAGGAGAAAAGCCUUUCACAUGUACAGAGUGUGGGAAAUGUUUUACACUAAAGAGUAUUCUGAUAUAUCAUGAAAGGAGUCACACAGGAGAAAAGCCUUUCACGUGUACAGAGUGUGGAAAAAGUUUUACACAAAUGAGUCAUCUGAAAACUCAUAAAAGGAUUCACACAGGAGAAAAGACUUUCACAUGUACAGAGUGUGGGAAAUGUUUUACAUAUAUAAAUAGUCUAAAAUAUCAUGAAAGGAGUCACACAGGGGAAAAACCGUUCACAUGUACAGAGUGUGGAAAAUGUUGUACAAAUAUAAGUAAUCUGAGAAAACAUGAAAGGAUUCACACAGGAGAAAAACCGUUCACAUGUACAGAGUGUGGGAAAUGUUUUACACAAAAGAGUAAUCUGACAACUCAUGAAAUGAUUCACAAGGGAAGAAACCUUUCACAUGUUUAAAAAGUGGAAAAAAGGUUUUUAUUGAAAUUGGGUAUCACAAAACACCAAAUAUUUACACACAAAUAAACUUUAUUUACACAGUAUUCAACCUCUUUACAUUUAUCCUAAAGAGGACAAACUCUCUAAAUAGAAGCAUCAAAAAGGAUCCUAUUGUAAAUAAUACUUUCUAAAUCCCAGUUAUGAAAGCCUCAGAUUGGAAGUGCUUUCCUGCUGUCCUUUGUUACUCUAUAUAUGUGCACCUCAGUUUCUCUGAUAUAAAUGUGAUAGAAUCCAAACACCACAGAGUAAUAUUCAAAUCUGCCCUCAUACUGACCAGUUUACACAACCAUUCACCACUAAAGCACCCAGUGUUGUUUAUUAAUAUGCCAGUGUUAGGAGUUGUACGUUUGUUUUACAUAGGGGAGAAAAUAAUUACAUUUACAGAAUUAAGGAGUCUUUAAAUGAGUGUUAGAGCAGGGCCUGUGUUUGGUAUAAGGCAACCGCCUUAGGAUGCCCCAGCAGGGGGGCGCAAUUUAGAGUAGCCUGAUUUUUUAUUUUUA